Messenger RNA from Phascolarctos cinereus (koala), 1406 nucleotides. RefSeq names its product 3'(2'), 5'-bisphosphate nucleotidase 1 (gene BPNT1). Lineage: Eukaryota; Metazoa; Chordata; Mammalia; Diprotodontia; Phascolarctidae. Gene Ontology annotation, biological process: phosphatidylinositol phosphate biosynthetic process. Gene Ontology annotation, molecular function: 3'(2'),5'-bisphosphate nucleotidase activity. The record is from RefSeq and is a predicted model, not a curated record.
AAACGUUUUAAGUCCCUUGAAAAGCAGUAGAGGUAUAUUACUUUUUUAAAGGCCUUAAGGGAAGCUGAGUGAGAGGAGACGCUUUGGGCAUGCGCCAGGCAGUCACGUACGGGCGCGCCUGCCCCAUCCUCAUGGCUGGAGUGGGUUUUACCUUACGUUAAGACGUCACUCUCCAGCGUAGAGAAUGUCCUACGGGACGCAACGAAGGACCAGCCCCUGAAAGGCGUGUUUGCUUUUUUUUGUUUAAUGUCUUUCCUCUUGGAGUGUUUCCGUGUUUAUCACAAUGUUAAUCAUGGCUUCCAGUCCAGCUGUCUUGAUUCGUUUGGUUGCUUCAGCAUAUUCUAUUGCUCAGAAAGCUGGAAUGAUAGUCAGAAGUGUGAUGGCUGGGGGUGAUCUUGGAAUCGUGGAGAAGACAUCCUCGGUAGAUCUACAAACCAAAGCUGACCGACUGGUGCAGAUGAGUAUAUGUUCAUCACUGGCACAGAAAUUCCCCAAACUAACAAUAAUAGGAGAAGAGGAUCUGCCUGUUCAAGAGGUAGACCAAGAGCUGAUUGAAGAUGGUCAAUGGGAGGAAAUUCUGAAGAAACCAUGUCCCAUACAAUACAGUGCUAUCAAAGAGGAAGAUCUUGUUGUAUGGGUUGAUCCUCUGGAUGGUACCAAGGAAUACACUGAAGGUCUUCUGGACAAUGUAACAGUCCUUAUUGGAAUUGCUUAUGAAGGAAAAGCAAUAGCAGGAGUUAUUAACCAGCCUUACUACAAUUAUCAGGCAGGAGCAGAUGCUGUGCUCGGGAGGACAAUCUGGGGAGUUUUAGGUUUGGGUGCCUUUGGGUUUCAGCUGAAUGAAGUGCCUGAUGGGAAACAUAUAAUUACCACAACUCGUUCUCAUUCCAACAAGUUGGUAAAUGAUUGCAUUUCUGCUAUGAAUCCUGAUAAUGUUCUCAGAGUGGGAGGAGCAGGAAAUAAGAUCAUUCAGCUGAUUGAAGGCAAGGCGUCUGCUUAUGUAUUUGCCAGUCCUGGCUGUAAGAAGUGGGAUACUUGUGCUCCAGAAGUUAUUUUAUGCGCUGUAGGAGAUCUCGUACAGGUAUUGCUGGUUUUGUACCACUUUGGGCAUAGUUCCAAAUUGCUCUACAGAAUAUUUGAAUCAGUUCACAACUCCACUAACAGUACAUUAAUGCCCCAUUUUCCCCACAUCACCUCCACCAUUUGUCAUUUUGCUUUCUGUUCUAUUCGCCGAUCUAAUACAUAUGAAGUAGUGCCUCAGAAUUGUUUUAAUCUGCAUUUCUCCAACCAUUGGCAAACUGACUGAUAUUCAUGGAAAUACCCUUCAGUACCAUAAGGAAGUAAAGCAUAUGAAUUCUGCUGGUGUCCUUGCCACACUGAGGAAUCAUGACUAUUAUGCAAGCCGA